AUGAAGAAGUGUAUUGUGUGCGACACUGGUAAAUAUCAGGCUGUAGUAACCCCAAAAGUCAGUGAUGUGAACAAGGAGAGAAAAGAGCGAAUUCAAAGAGUCUGUUCUACGCACGAGAAUGAGUUCCGUAGGAACAAGUCCAUGGUUGACCUAUCUCCACACAUGUACAUUGAUCUAAAGCACAACUUGACCUAUUGUUUCCUUUUAAAAUCAGGAUACACCUUCUGGAGUAUGCUAUUUCAAAUCGUCAGGGGCGACUUCAAUAUAACGUCACCGUUCGAUCCUGUUCUAUACAGCCGGAGAGGGAAAGGUAUCCAAUCACUAAAUUCAUUACAAGACAAACAACGGAAAUUGUUCUUCAAUAACUCAUUUUCGUUCAUGUUCACUCGUGACCCUUACAGCCGGUUAUUAUCAGGAUAUACCGAUAAAUUAUUUAUGCCUAAUUAUCAUUGGAGAGAUGUUGCCCCUUCAAUAGCUAAAGUUACGCGACGACAUAGUGAAAGAUGCAUUCCAGAUAUGAGAUUCAGCGAAUUAAUCAAAUUCAUAAUUCAUUCAGAAGAGAAAGGACUCAAAAGAGACGGUCAUUACCAGUUUGCUUUUGACUUUUGUGAUCCUUGUCAGUACCAAUAUGACUUCAUUGGAAAGAUUGAAACGGUUAAACAAGACACUCAAUUUCUAUUGGAAAAAAUGAACCAGACAAAAGUCCUUCGUAGUUUCGAACAUAGUUUCAAAGAGCAGUAUACUAAUUUCACAAUCAAAGAACGCAUUGAUAUGUUAUUUAUGUCUAACAAUAGUGCUUUUACCUGCAAUGAUGAUUUUUUCAAUCUGCAACGUAAAAUGUGGAAAGGAUUUCAAAUGAACGGGAUCAUUAGCAAAAACUCGAAAUAUCCUAUAACUGAGGAGAAAAGCAAAUCAAUAACUCCAGAGAUGUUCCGGGAUGUCGUUUUCAAAUCAAUCGGUGAUGCAGCAAGCAGUGAAGUGUCGAGGAGGAAUAAAGCCGAGGCUCUCCUAGAAGCAUAUUCCACCGUGGACAUGGAGGACUUGGAUAAGUUGAGUCGGCUACUCCAGCCAGAUUGCGAAAUAUUUGGUUAUGAUUGUAGACCGAGUUAUCUUUUCCAAAACAGAAAACCUGUCAAACCUUGGUACUUUGAUAUCCUGACAGCAUGA
This is a messenger RNA of Ylistrum balloti, 1167 nucleotides long. RefSeq names its product carbohydrate sulfotransferase 11-like. Gene Ontology annotation, cellular component: membrane. The transcript is spliced from 3 exons. Lineage: Eukaryota; Metazoa; Mollusca; Bivalvia; Pectinida; Pectinidae. Bases 1 to 1167 code for a protein of 388 amino acids. Gene Ontology annotation, biological process: carbohydrate biosynthetic process. Gene Ontology annotation, molecular function: sulfotransferase activity. The record is from RefSeq and is a predicted model, not a curated record.